GCAGCAGUACCCUGCGCACGCGCGGCGGCUCAGAAGUCAUACAGCUGGCGGACGAGUACGCGGCCGAGUUCCUCAUGCACCUGGACGAGUUCACGGCGCGCGUGGAGGGCGGCUUCCGACGCCGGCUGGGCCGCUGCGGCCCGCUCAGCACGGCCUACAACGCCACGUCCGUCACCCUCUGCAGCAACGUCGUCUACCCGUUCAACGGCUACUGGGCGUCCCUGGGCUGGUGCGUGCUGCUCUUCAUCCCCUGCGUGAUGGUCAGCCUCUGCCUGACUUCGCUCUACCGCAAGACGGAGCCCUACUCGGAGGCCUUCGUCGACAAUGUGCGUGAUCAGCGCGGCGCCAAACGCGGCGCGGCCGCGGCCGGCGGCGGCGAGCGGCGGCGCGGCAACAUGUACGAGAACAGCCGUUACCAUGGCUACAGCCCCGACUCGCCGCCGUACACAGCCAUUCCGCCGCGCGGCCAGCAGUUCCGGCCGCUCGGUGCCAGCGCAGACACCGAGGACACGGAGCCCAAGGCGCCGCCACUGUGGGACCUGAACGGGGGGCCGCCAGGAUACACGGACAACCCCAGCGCCGCCAGCUAUGACCGGCCGCCGCCCUACUUCUACCCUGGACCCGGACCUGAACGUUCCUGAGUCACGAAUGAGCUCGGAGCCACCACCGCCGCUGUCAGUGGUCCCAUCUAGGCUCGGCCGUCGGAACUGCAACUUCCCGCCGGUGACGCGUCGAGCGUGGGGCGCGCGCAGCUUCGAGGCGUGAUGGACUCGCGGGAGGUGACCGCCGCGCGCGGACGACUAUGACCUCGCCGGCCGCGACUUUGACCCCGCGAGCUGCUGGCCGCCGGAGCGACGGCCGCCCUCGGCCGAGCUCUUGCCCGGUUGUGAUACCUGCGAUCUGACAUUGCCGCCGCGCUGACCGGAUUGGAGCGAAGCCGUCGCAUCCCUCUCGGCCGGCGGCGGUGUUUUAGCGGCGCCCGCGCGCGCGCAGACGGACGGGCUGCCGCCGCUGUUGCUGCACGUGCGCCGGCCAAACGUUUGACCUGGGGCGGGCGGUGGCGGCGCGACUGGACCCGCGACGCUGGCCGAGCCGGCCCGGCCCACCGCCAGCCCUGCUCCGGCCGGCCGCGCGGUCUCCACCCACCAGUCUGUGUGUUUUGUAGAGCUCGUUUAUGCGCGACGCCGGGCGCGGCGCAGCCUCGGCGUCGCGCGCAUCCACUCAUCCGCUUUAGGCGAUUUUAGCGGCCUCGUGUUUUGUUUUACGGCGCGUCUGCCGGCAAAUGUUUAUGUGUGGCGGGCGCGCCCGCCGGUGACCGCGCACCGCGAACCUCCGACCCCGCCCCUCCCCCCAGUCUGAUCACAUCCAGAGCCCAGCGAUCAAUACAAAUACAAGUGCCUGUUCACGCUCCAGCGCACCAGCAGCGGUUCACCGCACGUUCCGCCGCCCCGGCCUCCCCCUGUCCGGCGGGUGUCCCCGCGGCGGCGGGUCGGCACGAGUGGACGCGCUCGACGGGGGUGUGCCCAGCGUGCUGAGGUACACACACGCGCGCGCGCACGCCGCGGGUCGCAUCCGCCCAGCAGUCCACUCAUUUUGUUUAUAUAUCUACAUGUGUGCGUGUACAGAGCGACCGCGUACUACCCAGUGGAGAAGUGAACAUGUUUUAUGUCAUGUCAAUAAACCAUGCGUGUUGUA
Messenger RNA from Pollicipes pollicipes, 1695 nucleotides. Its product is annotated as prominin-like protein. Gene Ontology annotation, cellular component: membrane. The transcript is spliced from 6 exons. The record is from RefSeq and is a predicted model, not a curated record. NCBI's taxonomy places the organism in Eukaryota, Metazoa, Arthropoda, Thecostraca, Pollicipedomorpha, Pollicipedidae. Bases 75 to 641 code for a protein of 188 amino acids.